AACCCCAUUUCUCUAUCUUUGCUUCAUAAUCGUUCUUGUUGUUUUCUAGCUGCUACUCAUUUCCUUUACUUGGGUCACAUUAAUAGCUUAUUUCUUCACUUCAAUUUUCUGUCUUUCGAAACUAUUUUUGGUCGGCUUUUGGUUUAGGGGGAGGUGUGGAUAUGCAAUCUCAAGAGGGAUUUUUGGGGUUUAAUGAUAGCCAAACCUUGAUCAUGAAAGGCAAGCGUACGAAGCGCCAAAGGCCGGCGUCCCUGUUCGGUGUCAUGGUGACUUCUAGCUCAUCAAGUGGCGGAGGAGGAGUGGCAGAGGAAUACAACUCGAUUUCCUCUCCGACUACAACGUCCGGUGAUCGGAUUUACGAGAGCACCGAGGAAGAAGAGGAGAUGGCUAAUUGCCUAAUCCUGUUGGCACAAAGUGAUGGUCCGAGAAGGAACGUGGAGUUUUAUGUGUACCAGUGCAAAACUUGUAACCGAUCUUUCCCUUCUUUCCAAGCACUAGGAGGGCAUAUGGCAAGCCACAAGAAGCCGAAAAGCGCCAUCGAGCACAAAAAACCACUAGUUUUGGCAGUCGAUGAUGCAGUCAUGGCUGAACGAUUAAGUAACAAAAAGGGUAAUAAGAUUCACGAGUGUUCCAUAUGUGGCUCCGAGUUCACGUCUGGUCAAGCUCUUGGAGGUCACAUGAGAUGGCACAGGGCGGCAGCAACCGCUGCCGGAACCGAUCAACCCGGAAUGAAUGCCGAUCAAAUCAGCAUUAAUACCGCAAGCAAAUCCAACAAGCCAUUGUUGGAUCUUAAUCUUCCGGCACCAGAAGAUGAUCUCAGAGAUUCCCAGUUUCAAGCUAUUGUUUUCUCCACACCAGCUUUGGUAGAUUGUCAUUACUAAAAUGAAAAAUCCUAUGAAAUCGAAGUCAAUUUCACAGUUAGUGUUGAUUCAACAACUCCAUGUAAUUUUACAGUUGAAUACCUUUGAGUAAGUGGUUAGCAGUGUUGAUGGUUGCCUUUCAUUCACGAAAAGAGAGGGGG
Molecule: messenger RNA, 1021 nt
Organism: Hibiscus syriacus
Lineage: Eukaryota; Viridiplantae; Streptophyta; Magnoliopsida; Malvales; Malvaceae
Product: zinc finger protein ZAT5-like
Exons: 1
Coding region: 162-881 (239 amino acids)
Source: RefSeq, a predicted model, not a curated record